Messenger RNA from Etheostoma spectabile (orangethroat darter), 1707 nucleotides. Its product is annotated as thyrotropin-releasing hormone receptor. Bases 258 to 1427 code for a protein of 389 amino acids. Gene Ontology annotation, biological process: phospholipase C-activating G protein-coupled receptor signaling pathway. The transcript has 3 exons. NCBI's taxonomy places the organism in Eukaryota, Metazoa, Chordata, Actinopteri, Perciformes, Percidae. Gene Ontology annotation, cellular component: membrane. Gene Ontology annotation, molecular function: thyrotropin-releasing hormone receptor activity. The record is from RefSeq and is a predicted model, not a curated record.
GUGUGGAUGUAAUGGUGUGUGAUGGCAAAGAGAGGGAGGGGUGCACUGGGAAAAAAAGGAGGGAGAGUAAGAGAGAGAUAGGGAGACAUAUGGGGACUACUAGAGCGCCUCUGGUGAAAGACUAAGCAUUCAUUUGUGUUUGUUGGUUGAUUGCACCUGCUACCACGCGAGAGUGAGAGCAGCCUUUUGCAACUGAUGGCUUCUUGUUUUGUGCCUCUGGAGUUCAACUGAGUUGUGGCCCGCAGGACUGAAACACAAUGGAGAACAACACAACCGUCUUUCGGGAAGUCACUGGAGUAAAUCUGACAGAAAUACCUCUGAAAACUCUUGAAGAGCAGGCCAUUACGAUAUUUUUGACAAUGCUCAUCUGUGUAGUAGGGAUUGCUGGGAACAUCAUGGUGGUGCUGGUUGUGUUGCGCACCAAACACAUGGUGACCCCGACUAACUGCUACCUCGUCAGUCUGGCCGUCGCGGACCUCAUAGUUCUCCUGGCUGCAGGGCUGCCUAACAUCUCUGACGUUGUAGCCUUCUGGAUAUAUGGAUACACAGGAUGCUUGUGUAUCACUUAUCUGCAGUACCUGGGCAUCAACGUGUCGUCCUGCUCCAUCACGGCCUUCACCAUCGAACGAUACAUCGCAAUUUGUCACUCCAUAAAGGCUCAAUUCAUAUGCACCGUGUCCCGGGCCAAGAGGAUCAUAGCUGCAGUCUGGGUCUUCACCUCGCUCUACUGCAUCAUGUGGUUCUUCUUGGUGGACACGGAAGAAACCGUCCACACCAACGGCGUGGUGGUCACUUGUGGUUACCGUGUCUCCAGGAGCUUGUACAUGCCGAUCUAUUUCUUGGACUUCACUUUGUUCUAUGUGAUCCCACUCAUGGUGGCCAUGGUGCUGUACGGGCUCAUCGCCAGGAUUUUGUUCAUGAGCCCCCUGCCCUCGCAUUUGAACGACAGAGCCGGAGGAAGCUCGGUUCACCAGGGUCACUUCAACACCACUAACAAGACCAACAAGGGUGCGGUCUCUGCAAGGAAACAGAUAACAAAGAUGCUGGCUGUGGUGGUCGUCCUCUUCGCCUUGCUUUGGAUGCCUUACCGAACACUGGUGGUGGUCAACUCCUUCAUCGACCCGCCUUACCACAACACCUGGUUCCUGCUCUUCUGCCGUAUGUGCAUCUACAUCAACAGUGCCGUCAACCCCAUCAUUUACAACCUCAUGUCUCAGAAGUUUCGCGUCGCAUUCAAAAAGCUCUGCAAGUGCAACUGGCGACACAAGGAGAAGGCGGCGGAGUUCAACGUGCCAAUGUAUUACAGCGUGAUAAAGGAUUCUUCCCAUGAGAGCAAUGAGCUGGUCACAGAGCAGGAGGAAGUGAUUCAAACCAACAGAAGGCUCAACCAAACGGAAGACGACGCAAGCACUCUCAGCAUUUCUUAAUAAAGGCUUCGAUGAGUUUGUUGGCUCUAUUAGGAUAAGGGCAUUAUUUGUGUUUAAUAUUGUUGUCAGUUCUACCUGUUUAUUUCCUGACGCUGAGAUAUGUAGACAUUUUACUUUUUUGCAGUGACACAGGUUGAAUUUGUGGUGUAGUAAGCUAGUUGUGGUACUUUUGCAUCAGUAUUGUGACUGUGUUGUAAACACAGUAUGUGAUAGCAGGCUUUCGUGUAUUUCACACCACUUAGUGGGACAUAAAGUGCAUCACUAUGUGCUUUGCCAUUGC